AUGGCAAAAAGCGUGAUGAGUAUUAGUGGCGCUAAUGUUUAUCCGGCACAUAGCUUUCAUCAAGAAGGAAAAGAAGAGCGCACUAGAAGGGUUUUGAUGCUUACUGCGGAAGAACGCGCGGAAUUACCUUUCCGAAGGAUUUCUGCACUUACAUUCAUUGUUAUUAUGCUUAUAUUUGGCUUACCAUUAUGGUGGCAGACUACUUCAACAUACCGAGUUCCAUUUCGUACUUUUUCUUUUGAUCAGCAGAUCACUUUGCCGGUGUAUAUAUCAAUAGCUAGUUCGUAUUCAUCUGUGAAAUCCCAUGUUGGUCGUGCAAUUACUCUACUUCUGAAUGAACUUUCUGGGCUUCCAGAAAUCGAUCGACUGCACCUUGUGUUUAAAUUGAACCAUGAAGAUAUGGAUACUUUGGAAUUCAUUUCAAGAACUAAUGCGGAAAUGAAUAAUUUCUUUGGAGUGCAUAUCGCAAUAAUUAAUGAGACGGUAUGGCCUUAUUUUGGGUAUACAGCCUAUUUCGACGACCAGUGGACACUUAUUCUGAACUGCGAGGACGAGUCAAAACUCGCACAACGUUUAUUUGCAGUCAUAACAGAUGUUCUUUUGGAUACGAACCACCUUUCAGCAAUUGUAAGACGUGAUCUAAGGCAGCGAAUACAAUCAUCGGAAAUCGUUGCCCUAUCAUCAAGUCAGCAGAAACGUUUGAUUUGGGAUUCAGUCGCUUUAAGUGCUCAGUACAUUGUGCAGGUAAUAUUUUUACACUCUGGUCAUAACGAAAGUAGCGAACAUUAUUCACCAGAGGAUAUUAUUUUGCAUACACGCCGAUUCGCUACGAAAUUGGCUGAAGUAUCAGACUUGAUUAUCAGUUCAGAACAUCUGUGGGAUUUUGACUUGACAGCAUGGCUGAAAAAAGAUGUACAAGAAAGAAAUAUCAUCCAGAUAGAUGACAUAUCACAAAUAGUUACUGCCAUCGAACAGGAGACCAGCACCGUUGAAUCAUCUGCUCCAGUUAUGAAGUUAGUAAUACUGGACGCAUCUCAGCCAAUUGCUCUUCUUGACUACAUGGGUGAUGAAAGCAAUGGUGUAGUUGUGGCUUCUUGGGGUGCUUUACUUUCCUAUGGUGGCAAGAAACGCUUAGCUGUCAAUCAGUCAGUGAUUGCGGCUAUGCGUGUACUUUUUGGCUUUGAUACAGACUUACCAAUAUCAUAUGAUCGGCUACCACUGCCAGUGGCGAAAUGGGAAAUUAAGCGUAUCAAAUUGCGUUCAUUUAUCGAUUGUUCGAUAAAUGGGAUCUCAUCGCUUGCUACAAUUCAUAAAUUAAUCUCACAAAUUGAUAAUAUUGUUAUAAAUGAAGAGGUGGCGAGUAAAACUAAUUUAGCGGUCGAGCUUAUAUCUCAGGCUAUUUCAACAGUUGAGAAAACAGGCUAUAUUGAUAUUACAUCGGUUACCGAAGGUCGAGCACUGGCCGAAAGUGUUCUGAAUGAUAAAAGUUUGGUCUCGUUGUUAUAUUUUCCGAAUGAUCAAAAAUUUGCAAUCUAUCUGCCAUUAUUUUUACCAACGCUCUUACCGUUAUUUGGUUCAAUUUUGGCUUUAAAUAGAUAUUGGAUGGGUAGGGAAUAG
Messenger RNA from Acanthocheilonema viteae, 1617 nucleotides. Lineage: Eukaryota; Metazoa; Nematoda; Chromadorea; Rhabditida; Onchocercidae. The record is from the annotation of a GenBank genome assembly.